Ornithorhynchus anatinus (platypus) is the source of this 1436-nucleotide messenger RNA. It is a transcript of the gene SGTA, whose product is annotated as small glutamine rich tetratricopeptide repeat co-chaperone alpha. Gene Ontology annotation, molecular function: protein binding; molecular adaptor activity. Gene Ontology annotation, cellular component: TRC complex; membrane. Gene Ontology annotation, biological process: post-translational protein targeting to endoplasmic reticulum membrane. The coding region runs from base 370 to 1308 and encodes 312 amino acids. The record is from RefSeq and is a predicted model, not a curated record. NCBI's taxonomy places the organism in Eukaryota, Metazoa, Chordata, Mammalia, Monotremata, Ornithorhynchidae. The transcript has 14 exons.
GGGGUUGACGCGUGGGCGCAGUCGCAGAAGGGUCAGCGGCCUUCGGGGCGGGCGGGGCGGGUGCUGUGGUGAACCGGAGGAGGUGUGGGGACUGGUUUAUGCUGAUCUGGAAGGACACAGGCUGAGAAGGGAUACCCCUGAAGAUCGUGAUCGGCGGACCUGGGAAAUUGGUUUCUCCAGAUUCCCCAGCACCAGGACCAGGGGGCAACCGCUGGAGCUGGAGGGUCGCAGGAGCAAAGCCAACUGAAGGACACGCUUCUUCGUUCAGCUGGGGACUGCGAGCCCAAUGUGGGACGGGGACUGUGUCUGAGCCGCAUGUACUGAUGUACCUCAGUGUUCGACACCUAGAACCAUCUUUCAGGUGGCAACAUGGAGAACAAUAAGCACCUCGCUUACUCUAUCAUCCAGUUUCUCCACGACCAGCUCCAGAAUGGCGGGCUCUCUCCUGAUGCACAAGAAAGCUUGGAAGUGGCAAUUCAGUGCCUGGAGACAGCCUUUGGGGUGACGGUGGAAAACAAAGAGCUGGCUAUAACCCAGACCCUCCCUGAAAUAUUUGCCGCAGCUGCAGGAAAGGAGCUGCCCUACAUCCCCUUGAACUCCCAGUCUUCCCCCCCGUCUGACGAAGACACAGCCGAAGCCGAGAGGCUCAAGACUGAAGGAAAUGAACAGAUGAAAGUAGAAAACUUUGAAGCGGCUGUCUCUUUUUAUGCAAAAGCAAUCGAAUUAAAUCCAGCCAACGCCGUGUAUUUUUGCAACAGAGCUGCAGCCUACAGCAAGCUGGGGAACUACGCUGGCGCCGUGAGGGACUGCGAAAGAGCCAUAAGCAUCGAUCCAAACUACAGCAAAGCCUAUGGCCGAAUGGGUUUAGCUCUUUCAAGUUUAAACAAGCACACAGAAGCUGUAGUUUAUUAUAAAAAAGCCCUGGAGUUGGAUCCGGACAACGAAACGUACAAAUCCAACCUAAAAAUUGCCGAGCAGAAGAUGAAAGAGAUACCUAGUCCUACGGGAGGCACCGGAGGCUUCGACUUAGCCGGCUUGCUGAAUAACCCUGGCUUCAUGAGUAUGGCAUCUAACUUAAUGAACAACCCUCAAGUACAACAGCUCAUGUCGGGGAUGAUCUCCGGUGGGCACAAUCCCAUGGGAGCCGCUGGAGCCAACGCUUCCCCAAACGACCUGGCCAGCCUCAUCCAAGCAGGCCAGCAGUUUGCUCAGCAGAUGCAGCAGCAGAACCCAGAGUUAAUAGAACAGCUAAGAAGCCAGAUCAGAAGUCGGACCCCCAGUGCCAGCAAUGACGACCAACAGGAAUAAGAGAGAGAGAGAGAGCAGGAGAACUAGGGACCCUUGAGUCCUUCGCUCUACCGACUGCAAUCCAUGUGAUUUGCCAUUUUUCCCGUUGGAACGUCUAUGAGAGAAAAGAAACAAAAGUUGGACCUGCA